Molecule: messenger RNA, 2299 nt
Organism: Morus notabilis
Lineage: Eukaryota; Viridiplantae; Streptophyta; Magnoliopsida; Rosales; Moraceae
Product: WAT1-related protein At4g19185
Exons: 7
Coding region: 302-1495 (397 amino acids)
Cellular component (GO): plasma membrane
Molecular function (GO): transmembrane transporter activity
Source: RefSeq, a predicted model, not a curated record
UUAUCAAUUAUGGAAUGUUUUUGUUUGCGGCAUUGAGGAUCAAGGAUUUCAUUACAUGGUCAAAUAUUCUUUCUGACUCUGAGGGAGGAAGAAAUAGAGAGAGAGAGAGAGAGAGAGAGAGAGAGAGAGAGAGAGACGAACAGAAAAUUAAAGACGAAGCAAACGAAAACUCCAUAAAUAAAUCCUCAACAAAAAUCGUGACUUGUCAACCACUGAAUCACCAAACUCGUUUCUUCUUCUUCUACUUCUUUGUUUUCCUCUGUGAUCUCUCUCUUCGGUGAGCUUUUCUAGAGGGAGAAAGAUGGCGGCGACGGUACCGGCGGGGGGUGGCGCCGGCGUAGAUGCGCGGAAGGCGCAUGCUGCCAUGGCAUUAGUGCAGCUCUUCAAUGGCGGAUACCAUGUAAUUACCAAAGUAGCCCUCAACGUUGGCGUCAAUCAGCUCGUCUUCUGCGUCUUUCGUGACCUCCUUGCCCUCUCCAUUCUCGCACCCAUCGCGUACUUCAAAGAACAACGGAUUCGACCACCGAUGAAUAAACGUUUCUUGUUGUCAUUCUUCCUUCUUGGAUUAACAGGGAUAUUUGGAAACCAGCUUUUAUUUCUCAUUGGCCUUGGCUACACAAAUCCCACUUAUGCUGCUGCCAUACAACCUACUAUUCCUGUAUUUACAUUUAUCUUGGCAGUGCUGAUGGGUACAGAACGAGUGAACUUGCUCAAAACUGAAGGUCAGGCGAAGAUUGGAGGGACACUUAUAUGUGUUUCUGGUGCUAUGUUCAUGGUUUUCUAUCGUGGCAAGGCUUUGAUUGGAAAUGUGGAGCCAGACUUUGCAACACAGAGUGAAAUAAUUGCCAGAGGUCAACCAGAACCUGCUGGAUGGUUAAUGUCUGGCUUUCAGGAGAUUGGGCUUGACAAUUUUCACCUUGGAGUUUUGUGCCUAAUUGGGAACUGUAUGUGCAUGGCUGCAUUCCUGGCGAUUCAGGCUCCGGUUUUGAAAAAGUAUCCUGCAAACAUAUCAGUCAUUGCAUAUUCGUACUUCUUUGGUACUUUGCUGGUGGUGGUGACAGCAUUCUUCAUGACUAAUGAAUCAACAGACUGGAAGCUGACACAGUCUGAGGUUCUUGCUGUCAUUUAUGCAGGAACCAUUGCAUCUGCGUUUAACUAUGGACUUCUGACAUGGUGCAAUAAGAUCUUGGGACCUGCUUUGGUUGCUCUAUACAAUCCACUGCAACCUGCUGCCUCUGCCUUAUUGUCAACAAUAUUCCUCGGAAGCCCUGUCUAUUUGGGAAGUGUUGUAGGUGGAAUUCUAAUUAUUGCCGGUCUUUACAUCGUCACUUGGGCAUCUGUCAGAGAGAAACAGGCAGCUCCGGGGAUUGUAUCUCAUGUAAGUCGGACUUCUGAACCUCUCAUCCACAAAGAUGCCUCAGUUAGCAGGAUACCGUACCAGAGAGGACACAUUUUCUCAGGGCCAUCCCACGUAUUAACAAAAUCUUCAGAUUAGGUAGACAAUAUGAGGCGUUCUACUAAUGUAAAGUGCGGUUAAUUCUACCAUUUCUACGAGGAUCUUCUUGAGAUUUUAUACCUUUUUUUCCCCGUGCCUUGUCAAUUCAUUUGAUUAGUUUUUGAAAAGUCAAUUUACAAAAUGUUAGUUGAAUUGCCAAGCUCAAGGCCUUUCUUGGGCACAACCGCAUCACACAAAGUAUUUUGAAUUUCAGGGCUCGUGUAAGUGAGACGCUCAGAACAUGAGCUCGUAUAAGUGACUCUCAGAACAUUUUUAGUUAUCCCAUUGCCCUGCUGGAGUAAGAUCAUUUCCUUCCUGCAUCGUCCUAGUAUGCGAGUCCGCGAUUAUGCUAUCUAUCGUGCAUAUUGCUUUUCGUCGACGGUGGAUAGCAGUUUGGUGGAGGAUGCUCGAGGAUUUCAUCCAUUAGAGGGGACACAUAAACAUGGUGGAAACGUAAGGGUCAAUCAUUGAUAAUGCUGAACUGAAUCCCUUACAUUUGAUCUCAACUAGUUGCUCAUUUGAUUUCUCUGUUGCUGCGUGGAUUGUGUGUUUCGGUAUUGCUGUACUGCUAGACGCAUGAGUUCGAUCUCUCUUGCUCUCUCUCUUUUCAAAUUGUUCGGACUUGCAAGUUAUGAUUUUAAUGCAUGAUAGUUUCAUUUCGUAUCAUAUCUUGGGAAAGUCCCCAAGAUUUUGAAUGUUCUCCUGACUCAGCCUUGUCUAAGCGCAGUGGCUUGAAUUGAACCUUACUCUUCCAGUCGUAAAUUGUGGCCUGAAAUAUUAUACUCGGUAAUAAAUGUGCUCAUU